Molecule: messenger RNA, 567 nt
Organism: Chenopodium quinoa (quinoa)
Lineage: Eukaryota; Viridiplantae; Streptophyta; Magnoliopsida; Caryophyllales; Amaranthaceae
Exons: 1
Coding region: 1-567 (188 amino acids)
Molecular function (GO): nucleic acid binding
Source: RefSeq, a predicted model, not a curated record
AUGGUGAACAAGUCUAGAAAAGAUUGGUCUCUCAAGCUCGAUGACACACUUUGGGCUCUAAGGACGGUGUACAAAACCCCCAUAGGCACAACCCCUUAUCGGUUGGUGUAUGGGAAGGCUUGUCAUUUGCCGGUUGAGUUGGAAUACAAGGCUUGGUGGGCGAUCAAGGAGCUCAACAUGGAUAUGAACUUAGCGGGUGAGAAAAGAUUGCUUAAGCUUAAUGAACUUAAGGAGCUCCAGUAUGACGCCUAUGAAAACUCAAGGCUCUACAAGGAGAGGACUAAGAGAUGGCACGACCAACAUAUAAGGAACAAGAGCUUCAAAGUUGGAGACAAGGUGUUGUUGUUCAACACUAGGCUCCGUUUAUUUCCCGGAAAACUAAAGUCAAAGUGGUCGGGGCACUUCACAAUUUUGAGAACUACUCCAUAUGGAUCCUUUGAGUUGGAAGCGGAGGGGAACAAGUUUAUGGUCAAUGGGCAUCGUUCGAAGCUCUAUCAUUGCAAUAAUCAAGUGGGUGUAAUUGAGAGCAUAAGGCUUGAUCCUUCGGAUCCAAAGCCGCCCUUUUGA